GAGGAAGGAAGGUGCAAAAAUCAUACAUUUAUUUUAUUAUCUAAUGGAUUCAUGCGCGAAUCCUGUUAGUAGCUGUUUUAAUAGUUAAGUAAAUAAGGAUUGCAGAUAACAUGAAUAUUUACCAAAAGGCUUUGUCUGUAGGAUUAGUAGCUCAACAGAAGAACUUGGAGGGAUAUGUGGGUUUUGCCAAUCUUCCCAAUCAAGUGUACAGAAAGUCUGUGAAGAGAGGGUUUGAGUUCACUCUCAUGGUAGUGGGUGAAUCUGGGCUUGGAAAGUCAACAUUGAUCAACUCCCUGUUUCUGACAGACUUGUAUUCUCCAGAGUACCCUGGACCUUCCCACAGAAUUAAAAAGACUGUUCAGGUUGAACAGUCCAAGGUUUUAAUAAAAGAAGGCGGAGUCCAGUUGCUUCUUACAAUAGUAGAUACACCUGGAUUUGGAGAUGCUGUCGACAACAGUAACUGCUGGCAGCCGGUCAUUGAUCACAUCGAUAGCAAGUUUGAGGAUUAUCUCAAUGCAGAGUCUCGUGUGAACAGACGCCAGAUGCCAGACAACAGAGUGCAUUGCUGUUUGUACUUCAUUGCACCUUCAGGUCAUGGGCUAAAACCUUUGGAUAUCGAGUUCAUGAAACGGUUACAUGAAAAAGUGAAUAUAAUCCCCCUCAUUGCCAAAGCUGAUACACUCACACCAGAGGAAUGCCAACAGUUUAAGAAACAGAUAAUGAGAGAAAUUCAAGAGCACAAAAUUAAAAUCUAUGAGUUUCCAGAGACGGAUGACGAAGAGGAGAACAAGUUAGUUAAAAAGAUCAAGGACCGUUUACCACUGGCAGUAGUAGGCAGCAAUACUAUAAUAGAAGUCAAUGGAAAACGAGUGCGAGGAAGACAGUAUCCAUGGGGAGUUGCUGAAGUGGAAAAUGGAGAGCAUUGUGAUUUCACAAUUCUAAGAAACAUGCUGAUCAGAACUCACAUGCAGGAUCUGAAGGAUGUUACCAAUAAUGUACACUAUGAGAACUAUAGAAGCAGGAAGUUGGCAGCUGUUACAUACAACGGAGUAGAUAACAACAAGAAUAAGGGACAGCUCACCAAAUUUGACACAGUUGAAGGCAUAAGCCCACUGGCUCAGAUGGAGGAGGAGAGAAGAGAGCACGUGACCAAGAUGAAGAAGAUGGAGAUGGAAAUGGAGCAGGUCUUUGAGAUGAAAGUCAAGGAGAAGAUCCAGAAACUGAAGGACUCGGAGGCAGAGCUUCAGCGCCGCCAUGAACAGAUGAAGAAGAACCUGGAAGCUCAACACAAGGAGCUGGAGGAGAAGCGGCGUCAGUUUGAGGAAGAAAAGUCGAGCUGGGAGGUUCAGCAGCGGCUGUUGGAACAGCAGAAGCUCGACGCUUCCAGGACCUUGGAAAAGAAACAAAAGAAGGGGAAGAUCUUUUAAAGUUUUUCAGGACCACCACGUAACGAUGUACUAGUUGCCAAUAUUCCAGCCUGGACGUUGGGUGUUUAUUUUUGGUUUUGUCAACCAGCCAUGUACCAGUUCUGUCAUGAUUAUCGGAUGCAUUAGCAUGCCACACCGCCAGAUCAGUAUGGUCUUUGUCCGCAAAAUUUUAAUUUGGUUGCAUCUUAUAAAAACCGUGGACAGACUCCACUUAAACAUGCUAAAUUGUUAUUCCCUUGAUUUUAACUGAUGUCUACAGCUGUAUGCAGAGAAACUAUUUGUUUUACUAUUGUACAAUCAUGUUCUGGUGGUUGAUUGUUUACAAAAAUAAACCUGUUCUUCCACAAUGUCAAUAACUUAAGGUGUUUCUAAACAAAAUGCCAUAAAUAUUCUUUUCUAUGCUUUAAGUAUAACACGAGUUUCAUACCGUGCUGCAUUCUAUACAACAUAGUCUAACAUUAUGACCAAUGGAGAGAUCUCUCACCUUAAAACUUAGACAAGAUUAAAGGUGAUACUUAUAGGCCAAAAUGCACCUCAGGCUUUUUUUAUAACAUUUGUUAUUGCUUUCUUUUCCCAAAUUUUAUGCUUCUACCACUUCUAUUAAUUUAAAUAAUCUAACCAGGAUCGUUAUAUAUAACUUCAUUUAAUGUUUAAUUUAGGUGUUUGUUUUUUUUUUCCAUAUAUUGGCCCUGCUAAAAAUGAUAGUGAUUUUGUAUGUUAGCAUUUUGGGGAAUAAACAUUGUUAACUUGUUUCAGUAACUGCAUUAGGCGGUUAAGAGUCAAAGAACAAAUGCCCAUUUCUCUGUAAUAAAGCUGGUAUCUCCUUACUUGCAUCAGAGUUGGGUAUGCUGCCCUCCUAGUCAUUUCCACAUUUAGCUUUGUUCAUGUACUGCAUCUCUGUAUUUUGUUUUUUAUUUUUUGUUUGUAUUGUACAAAGUCACAUAAUAAAACAGACUUGUGAUGAUGUAAA
Messenger RNA from Lepisosteus oculatus (spotted gar), 2397 nucleotides. RefSeq names its product septin-7 (gene septin7). Gene Ontology annotation, molecular function: molecular adaptor activity; GTP binding; GTPase activity. Lineage: Eukaryota; Metazoa; Chordata; Actinopteri; Semionotiformes; Lepisosteidae. Gene Ontology annotation, biological process: intracellular protein localization; cytoskeleton-dependent cytokinesis; cilium assembly. Gene Ontology annotation, cellular component: microtubule cytoskeleton; septin ring; septin complex. The record is from RefSeq and is a predicted model, not a curated record.